Molecule: messenger RNA, 1175 nt
Organism: Thalassophryne amazonica
Lineage: Eukaryota; Metazoa; Chordata; Actinopteri; Batrachoidiformes; Batrachoididae
Product: G-protein coupled receptor 151-like
Exons: 1
Coding region: 25-1173 (382 amino acids)
Biological process (GO): G protein-coupled receptor signaling pathway
Cellular component (GO): membrane
Molecular function (GO): G protein-coupled receptor activity
Source: RefSeq, a predicted model, not a curated record
ACUUCUCAUUUCCAGAAGUCCACAAUGGAAGUGAUGGCCAUCGAUCGGCCUGCAAAUAUCACUUCUUUUGACUUUGUUGGAGGAGUUCAGCUCCUGCAGGGGGAGGACGUCAGAAGAGCCAUGCCCGUGGUGCUGAUAGGAAUAUGCGUGUCAGGAGCGGUGGGGAAUCUGCUCCUUCUGCUCAUUUUUAUUCGCGAUUUCAGAAACAAAAAGGGGUCAGAGGUGAAAGCUCUCCUGUCCUCUCUGGCCGGCACGGACUUGGCCAUCCUGUUGCUGUGCGCCCCUGUGCGCGCGGUCACAUACUACAAACAGACGUGGACCUUGGGGAGUUUCGUCUGCAGCACCACAGACUGGUUCCAGCACUCGUGCGUGGUUGCAAAAAGUUUAGUCUUCGCCGCCACCACCAGAGCCAAGCACACGCUGGGUUCGGGUGCCUCGACGGGAAGCUGCUACAGCCCGAUGUGGAUCCACGGAGCCCUGAUGUUUAUUUGGGUCGUGGCCAUGAUGUUUCCCAUCCCGCAGCUGCUUUUCGCCUCUUUGCUGCAGUACGAUACCGACACCGUGUGCGUCUUUGACGUCCCAGUGUGCGCGUCUGCAUUCAUGAAUCUCUUCUACAAGAUCUACCCAACUGCAACUUUUGUGGUGCCGGUUAUCUUCACCUUGGCGUUCUACACCAAAACCCUUUACACGGCGGUGAACCACGCGCCCAGCGCGCACCACCUGAGCAAGGUGACGCUGGUUCUGCUGUGUCUGAGCGGCGCGCACGGCUUCCUGCUGCUGCCGGAGUGGGCCACGUUCACCUGGACCAGACUUGGCUACAACAACCCCCCCGUGGGUCUGAUAAUCUCCACGCAGGUACUUCUUUACGCGAGCAGCGCGCUCUCCCCGCUCAUCAUCAUGACCAUGUACGACGACGUGCGCACUGGACUGAUUGCCAUCUGCUCCCUCGGAACUUGCAGACGAGCCAAACGAGCCCCGGAGGACACCUGCGCAAAAACGGAGGGGAACGGAGCGGAGGUCGGUUCCGCCAACGCGCUGGUCAGCGCCGUCUCGAACGAGAAGUCGACGGCUUUAAUCCCGGACGUGGAACACUUUUGGACAGGGCGCAGGAACACGUGCGCGGAGGUGCAGAACGACCCGGUUCCGUGGGAGACAGAGGCGAAAAUGUUAUAGAG